Messenger RNA from Racocetra persica, 576 nucleotides. The record is from the annotation of a GenBank genome assembly. Lineage: Eukaryota; Fungi; Glomeromycota; Glomeromycetes; Diversisporales; Gigasporaceae.
GACCUAUGUAUAAUAUAUCAUUAAAUUCUUCAAAAUCGACCUAUUCAAUAUCAAUUAAUGUAUUAUAUGUUGGAGGAUUCCCUCUUAAUUCACCUGUAGUUAAUUCAGUCAUUGACACUAGAAAUGAUAGAAUUUCUCUUGGAAAGGCUUCUCGUGAAUUCUUUAGGCUAUUAAAGGCUAAAAGGUCUAAAUCUGGUGGAUUUAUAGUGCCAAAUCCCAUUGAUGUAUCAUUUGAUGUCACAUUGGAUGAUGAUGAAAUAGUACAAUUUACAUUGCCAAAUUCUACAAUCUGUGACAGUAAUGCUGGAACAGGAAUAGGAAAAAAUUGUUUAUCUAUUUUUGAUGACAAAAGUGGACCUAAAGGUGAAAUUAUACUCGGAAGGCCAUUUCUUCAGACUACGGCCAAAACUGAUAAAACGGCUAAAACGGCUAAAACGGUCCAAACGGCUAAAACGAUCCAAACGGCUAAAACGAUCCAAACGGCUAAAACAGUCCAAACGGCUAAAACGAUCCAAACGGCUAAAACAGUCCAAACGGCUAAAACGGUCCAAACAGCCAAAACGGCGGAUCAUACGG